UCCAAAUUGUUAACUUUAAACAAUAAAUUUUAGUUCAGUUUGAUAUUCUUGGAUAAAAUCGUCUCCGGCAGGCAGUAUAUUGACUUUGCUAAAGAGCAGCAUGUAUUAGAAGAAACAUUCACAUAUCAAAGUCAAAAGCUCAGUCUCAUUCCGCACUCCAGUGUAAGAGUCAGUAUUUACUGAUUAGAGGUUUUUCGUUGGGGCAAGAAAGUAUCCUAUGGAAAACAAUUAAGAAUACUCGAGCAAACAACUGAUCUAAAGCCUGCAGGAAAGAGAAUCAUUGCCAGGGCAUCUUUAGUGGGCCUUCCUCAUCUUCCUUCUUCAAAGAGAUUUCUGUCAACAAAGAGAACUUCGCAACAACUAGCAAUCAUUAAUCUGUUGUGAUGAACGGCACGGCGUUAGAAGAAACUUCAGACUUCAGAAAUACUUGUUAGAUAUGUACUCCAAUCAGCCUGGUGAGAAUUCAACCCAACAAAGUGAUCACCCGCUUGUUUGUGUGUCAAAACCAUUAUCCGUUUUUAUCUUCGUUAUCUAUGCCGCUGUUUUCUUUCUUGGGGUGUUUGGGAAUUUUUUGGUCAUAUUCAUCGUAUCCAGAGAUUCCAAGCUGCAUACGCCAUUUAAUUACUUAGUUGUCAACCUGGCUGUUUCUGACACGUUUGUUCUGCUCUUUUCGUUGCCGAUUGUCGUAUUCAGUGAAUGUUUUUCAUGGCCUUUUGAUGAGUUUCUAUGCAAGUUGUCUCGUCCAUCGUUUCUCAUUUUUACGGGUGUUUCUGUUUGCACGAUGGUAGCUCUGAGUUUCGAAAGAUAUCAAGCAAUAGUGCAUCCUCUGGCACUAAAAAUGACACGUGGAAGGGCGUUUUUCAUCAUCGUGUUUGUGUGGGUUUUGUCGUGUUUUGCAUUUGGCCUUCCAAGGUUUUUUGUAUUUGGACUAACAACUGAGAAAGGAAUUUUACAGUGUGACCCAAUCAAGCAGAGUUUCGCCAUAAGGACAGUGACGAAGAUAUUCCGGCUUAUCAUGACGUUAAUUUUGCCUUGUAUCGUUUUAUCAUGGGCGUAUAGCCGAGUAAUGCACAAGCUUAGAAACGAGCUCGCCUUCAUUGCAGACGCAUUUGCAUCACGUGACAUAGAGAGGAUGCGAACCACGAGGAACAUCAAAACAAUGCGCCUACUUGUAAUAAUUAUUGUCGUGUUUGUCGUUUGCUUUUUGCCUUUCAACAUUGUCACAUUAUUUGGCAGUCUCCCUGUGUAUGCCGAAUGGCAUUACAAUGAAACGAUCGAGAAUAUGGCCCGGAUGUUUCAAGUGUCUCACAGCUGCUUCAAUCCCAUGAUCCUCUGUUCACUGGGCUCAGAAUUUCAAAAGGCUUUGAAAGAAUUGUGUGUAUGUUUACUCGGCAAAAACGUGCUGAAAAGCAAAAGAAAAGCCUACGUUUUACCACAAAUUCGGCAAAGUCGUACUUCGACGUCGCCGGCAAACACCAAUUCAUUUGAUACCAGUUUGUGACUGCUGUGGAGUUCUUGUUUAAUACACAUAAUUUUUCCAGCAGGUAAACAAUAAUCGCCCGGUUAGCUCAGUCGGUAGAGCAUCAGACUUUUAAUCUGAGGGUCAUGGGUUCAAGUCCCAUAUCGGGCGCUUUAAAAAUUUUUGUUAAUCAAAACUUG
Messenger RNA from Pocillopora damicornis (cauliflower coral), 1659 nucleotides. Its product is annotated as G protein-coupled receptor 83-like. The record is from RefSeq and is a predicted model, not a curated record. Gene Ontology annotation, biological process: G protein-coupled receptor signaling pathway. Lineage: Eukaryota; Metazoa; Cnidaria; Anthozoa; Scleractinia; Pocilloporidae. Gene Ontology annotation, cellular component: plasma membrane. Gene Ontology annotation, molecular function: G protein-coupled receptor activity.